AUGCACUUUGAUAAAUCGCCAAAUGAGAAGCCGUGUUGCACUCUGCCCACAGUGAAGAAACUCUUGGAGCAGAAGAGAAGGCGAGAGACAUCGUCUGUGCCCCCCCCCUGCUCUACGGCCAGCACAACUGCUGCUCCCCUAACCACUGCGACAUUGUCUCUAGCAGAAUCAUUUCCUUGUUCAGGUGCAUCAAGCAGCUACUCGGACAUGGAGGUGAGUUAUCCGUGGACCCCGGCACCGGAGUCUUCCGUCCAUUUUUACCCCAGCCAGCAUGGACCCAGCUACCCUUCAGCCUACAGCCUCCCAGCGACACACGAAUAUGGCACCCAGCAGCAGCUCCAGGGAUUUAUAGAUACAAUGCCCCAGACAUAUGAGAACCAGAUGACAUUGGCAGAUCCCAGUAUGGCGGCGUCUUGGUCAGGCCUGGGUCUUGCUCAGGCGACACAGCUGAGUUUUGGUCCGGCGAUAGACCCCGUCAAGCUGGAAGAGGCCCGGAUGCUUUUCAACGCGAUGGACUACAGCAGAGCAACAGGGCAGGAUGAGGACGGAGACACCAUCCUGCACAUCUACACUGCCAAGGGGCUCAGGGAGUGUGCCUAUGCUGCUGCAGAGAGGCUGAGGGAUGUAGGCAGGCUCGAUGCCAAAGAGCACAAGGGAAAGACCGCUUUACUGGUGGCGGUGACGGCCAACCAGCCAGAGAUCGUGCAAGAUCUGCUGUCAUUUGGAUCGGACAUCAAUGCAUGUGAUGUCAAAGGACAGACUGCCCUUCACCUGGCUGCCCACUACGGUUUACCUGGGGUUCUACAGGCAAUUCUGUCUAGCAGGCCGUCUGUCAACCUGGAGGCUCGCAAUUUUGAUGGUAUGACUCCUCUGCACUGCGCAGCCAUUUCUCACAAUGCCACUGUGAAGGCGUUCCCAAGCAUCAGGCUGGCAGAUGUUGGUCUUCAGACCGUGGCUGAUGAGAAACUCUCCUGUGUGAAGAUGCUCCUCGAGGCAGGGGCUUCCCUGCUCAGCCAGGAAAUCAAAAGCAACAAGACUGUGCUGCACUUGGCUGUAAAGGAGGGAAACAUUGAUCUGGUGACUUAUCUGCUGAGGAUUCCCCUGCCAAACAUGAAAGACUUUGUCAACUUGAAAGCUCAUGGCCACACAGCACUACACAUGGCAGCUGGUCUCCAUGGUAACCCCCACCAGGAGGAUAUUCUGCAGCUGCUGCUGCGCAGAGGAGCUGAUUCCAGCAUCCGCAACCUGGAGAACGACCAGCCAGCCCACCUGCUGCAGAUCGGGCCCAGGGGAGAGAAGCUCAAGCUCAUGCUGAAGAAACGAAGUGCUUCGUCUCGUCGACGUAUUGUGUCCUUGCAGGACCAGGAAUGAUAAGAAAAACAUGUGAUCCUCCUUUGGAGGGAAUGAGAAGUUACCUCUGUUAAGAAGGGGAUUUAAAGUGUAUUAUUAAGUUGCUUUGGGAGUCUCUGGCCAAUAUACUGUUAACAAACUAGUUUGGGAUAUUAAUCUUUAGAUAUAAUUCACAUUGGAUUAUUUAAAUGAUGCUUAAAGUCUAUAUAUGUAGAUAUAUGUUCUACAUACAGGGCGAAGUGUUCUGUGUAGGUGCAGCAUUUCAUUGCAAAAUAUUAUAUCCUCCAUUGAUAUCUUUUCAUAAAAUGUUAGUAUUUAAAUAUUUGACUGAUUUAAAUAUUGUGUAUUUAUUUUUGAUCAAAUUGAUAGUUUAGCUAUUUGAAAUGAAAGUCUUUUAGUGGCAGCAAUGACAAUAAUUAGUUAUCUUUAGACAGCAGAAUGAGGAAGGUGGAGUAACAUUCAUUUCUCUUCCCGGCUAAACUCCCAGUCUAACGUUGAUUUCUAUGAAAUCGUUUUUAUGAUCUCAGGGACAAUGUCCCUGAACCCCCUCUGAUUCUCAUCAAAAUCCCCCAUCAUGAUAAGUUUUCAUAUUGAUAAACUGAGUGAUGGUUCUGAUUUCAGUCAGCAUGUGUGCUUAUGUUAAGAAUAUGUAUGUUAAAGAAAUGACAAGAAGCUAUCACAUUAUUUAACUUUUUUUCUGUAUGCAUCAUACCUGCGUGCGUAAUAUCAAGUAAACAUUUUCUUUGUGGGAAAAAGACACUUGGCUGUGUAAAACUAUUGUAUCUGAAACUGAUUGUGACACAGAAUGUUCUUAUGACAGAGACAUUACAUGAGUAAGUGCGGUGACUAACUGUACAUUUUGGCAAUGAGUCAUGAAUAAAAGUAGCACUGUAUUUAAAGUUCCAUGUAAAUGUUUUGAUGUUCAGGGCACCAUUCGAAUAUUAUCAUUCAUAUUGAUCUAUUGAAAUUAGAAGGAUUGAAAAUACACAAUCCCACCAGAGGAUUUAUCUUCUGGCCCAAUUUUCAUUUUCACCAGUUUUACACGUCAAAGGUGAAGGUUUGUUUUGGACUGUAACUAGAUUCCUGUAAAGAUAAAUGAUGAUUAUGACAUAUGAUAAUAACAUUUUCUGAUAUCAACAUUAUUUACAUCACUUACAAAUAUGCAACAUGAUUAUUAAAGACAAUGAUAAAAUGAUGUCGA
Messenger RNA from Trematomus bernacchii (emerald rockcod), 2551 nucleotides. It is a transcript of the gene nfkbid, whose product is annotated as NF-kappa-B inhibitor delta. Bases 1 to 1371 code for a protein of 456 amino acids. Gene Ontology annotation, molecular function: protein binding. Gene Ontology annotation, biological process: regulation of gene expression. The transcript has 12 exons. Gene Ontology annotation, cellular component: nucleus. NCBI's taxonomy places the organism in Eukaryota, Metazoa, Chordata, Actinopteri, Perciformes, Nototheniidae. The record is from RefSeq and is a predicted model, not a curated record.